This is a messenger RNA of Rotaria socialis, 1140 nucleotides long. Lineage: Eukaryota; Metazoa; Rotifera; Eurotatoria; Philodinida; Philodinidae. The record is from the annotation of a GenBank genome assembly.
AUGAGCCGACUUACAGAAUCUAAUAUCGAUCAGACAAUUGCUGAUGCAAAUGAGCAACUAUCUCGGUGGCAAGAAGAUUGUCAUAAAAAAAUUGAUUCAAUUUAUCAACGAAAAUUUCAAGAACUCGAAGCACAUACCAAAGAGAUCAGAACUAAGUAUGAAGAAACAAAAACAAAGGUAGAAAACAAGCUAUCUCAACUUAAUGAUCAAAAUAAAGCGAAUAAAGAUCAUCCUGAUUCAAUAAAAAUAGUGUUAGAUUCAAUUGAACAAGAUUUAAAUAAUAUUGAACAUCUAUCCAUUAACGUUAACACUCGACCAUUAACUAUAAAUGAUAGUUAUGUUUAUAUUGAAAAAGACUUUAGUUUUCAAAAUAUUUCAAACGAUCUGUUGCGAUUUAACUAUUCUAAUCAAAGCUCGUCAGCCUUAGCAAGUAACGAUCAAUAUUUAUUAAUGCAUCAAUGUCCAUAUUUAUGUUUAAUUAAUCGAGAUUUUACAAUAGCAAAACAAAUUGUUUGGCCUCAUGAUUGGAUACGUGAUAUUUGUUGGUCAAAAACAUUGAUUUCAUUUAUAAUUAUAACAGCAACUGGUAUUUAUUUAGUUGAUGAACUCUUACAAUUGCAUGGUUGUCUGAAGGAUCCUGCUAAACCAAUUUGGUUUUCUUGUACAUGUUCCAAUGAAUCUUUAUAUGUAUCAACAUGUGAAUGGGGUUCAUCAAUAUUUGAAUUUAAUCUUUCACCUUCACUUCCACUAGUUAACCACUGGAAACCUCCAUUUUUGUGUAAAUCUCAUGAUGGUAUUAAUGAUAUUAAAUAUAAUAAUGAAACAAUUGCUCUAAUGAUUAAUGAUUCAGAAAAACAUCAGAAACGUAUGGAAUUGAAAUCAAUAAAAACAUUUGAUACAAUUUGGCUACUUACAUUGAGUGUUGGAACUAAUAUUCGUUUAUUUACUUGUUGUCCCGUCAAUUAUAAUGAAUGGCUUGUUAUUGAUGGAACUAAUUUACGUAUUUAUCAUGUUACAAAAGAUGGGAAAUUUAAAGAUAAUAUUUUGUAUAAUUCAAUACCGUAUCGAGCAAAUUUAUUCAGUUCAAAUAUUCUAGCCAUUGCAGCUGAAAAUGAUUUAAGUUUAUAUCGAGUUUUUUAA